CGCAGGCUGUCAAAAAUCGCGCUUUGACAAGAACCAACUAGUUUCCUACGCAAGCCUCAUCGCCAAGUCAUACACCAUCAUGAGCGACAAAGCCUCGUCCCCGAAGAAGUCACCAAAGUCUCCUUCGUCAGGAGCAAGUGAGGUUGUGCUGCAUGACGCUGGGCACUGGGCUGCCUUGGCACAGGAUGAACAGGAUGAAGAUACUGAUUCUUCACUUGGGGUCGAUACAGAGUCAUCAACGGCUUCGAUGACGUCGAGUAUCCUGAACUAUAGAACUAUCAAAGGACGGACCUAUCACUCUGAGAGGGGAAAUGCCGAAUAUUGGGCAUCCAAUGAUGCUCAGCAGAAUGAGGCGAUGGAUAUUAUCCACCAUUUUCUGGUCCUCACACUAGAUGGUAAACUUCACCUGGCACCAUUGAAGGACGAUAUCAAGUCUGUCCUUGAUGUGGGCACUGGAACAGGAAUCUGGGCAAUUGACUUUGCCGAUGAGCAUCCCCAAGCCGAAGUGAUCGGCACCGACAUAUCUCCCAUCCAACCAAGCUGGGUCCCCCCCAACGUGAAGUUUGAGAUCGAAGACUGUACUCAACCAUGGACCUUCUCUCCCGACUCAUUCGACUUUGUUUACAUGCGAUAUCUCUACGGUUCCAUCAGCGACUGGUCAGCUUUAUUCCAAGAGGCCUUCCGAUCAUGUAAGCCAGGCGGUUGGGUUGAGAGCUUUGAAGCGUCGCCUUGUCUUGAGAGUGAUGAUGAUACUGUCAAGGACGGUAGCGCGAUGAGUGAAUGGGGCAAGUUCUUUAUCGAAGGUGGCAAGAGACUUGGUAGAACUUUUACCAUUCUUGAUGAUGAUUUACAGAAGCAGGGAAUGGAAGAUGCAGGGUUCACGGAUAUCCAGACUCGGGAUUUCAAGCUUCCUAUCGGUAGCUGGCCCAAAGAUCCCAAGAUGCAAGAAAUCGGAAACUUUGCGUUUGCUGCCAUGGAUCAAGAUCUGGAGGGCUUUGUUUUGUACAUGGCGAGCGUCGUGUUAGGAUGGUCGCAGGAUGAAGUCACGGUUUAUUGCUCGCAGCUUCGAAGGGAAUUGAGGUCGGGCAAGUAUCAUCCUUACUGUCGACUGAGGCUUGUGUAUGGAAAGAAGCCGGAGUAAGCGAACUUGUACAUGUACUGCAUUGGGUUGGAAGCGUCUGUUAGUAUAUUAGAAGUGGCUUCUGAUGCUUGGGUGUCUGAGCACGGUCACGGGAUAAGGUGUAGGUGAAGUUUAACUGGUGUUCCAAGUCAUGUAUUGCUCGUCACACCAGCUGUCAAUACCAUUUCGCACUCAUAGCUUCAUCUCAGUCGCCG
Fusarium oxysporum Fo47 is the source of this 1335-nucleotide messenger RNA. Its product is annotated as S-adenosyl-L-methionine-dependent methyltransferase. The transcript has 9 exons. The record is from RefSeq and is a predicted model, not a curated record. Gene Ontology annotation, molecular function: methyltransferase activity. NCBI's taxonomy places the organism in Eukaryota, Fungi, Ascomycota, Sordariomycetes, Hypocreales, Nectriaceae. Bases 80 to 1141 code for a protein of 353 amino acids.